AUGGUGGCUUAUAAUACAAGCGCUCGGGAGUAUAUACCGUUACAGAACCUUGAUAUGGAAGAAGGGAUCACGGAGAACCGAGAUACGGGGACUUUAGGGGUGGAGAAUGAUACCGUGACAAGAAUUACUGGUGGAGGCGACUCAAAUGCUGUUCGUUGUGGAGAUAAUGAAGAUCACGAUAACGAUAGCACCGGACAGGAAACACCGGACUUUAAUGAUUUCGAUGCUUUGGAGCCAUAUUUUGACACCUCGCCGUUGGGAAAGCUAAGAAAAUUCUUUUAUUUUGCAUGGAAUGGGCCUCGUGAUCCACGGGAUGAUCCUCCGCCGAAAAUUCAACCAUUAAUAUGGUUCGAAAAACUCCCUAAUAGAUUACUGCAAUCUAUUCUGAAGAAAUUACGAGUGUCUCUUGUUGUUGUGUACUUGACACUUUGGUUUAUGACCAUAUACAGCAUUGUGAUACCUUACUAUCUGCAUCCUACACUGCUCACAACCGACACCAGCGUCAAGGUAAUAGCCUUAUCUUGCCAGUCACUGCUGCAAUUUUGGAAAGGUAAAAACGGAGCAUGUGGACUUAACGGCGAGCAAUGUCCAUCUUUUCUCACUGAAGAAGAUGUGAUAUUUAGGUGCCCUGCUCUUUGUGAUAGAGGAAGCUGGACUUACUCUUUAAUACCCAUUGGGGACCAACGUAUCAAGCACAGGGGUUACUUUGUUGGAGGAGGAAAGAGCAACGAGCAGAAAUAUAGCCCAGAUCAGAUAUCCAAUCCUUAUAGAGCAGAUUCGUAUCCUUGUGGAGCCGGAGUGCACGCUGGAAUAAUCUCUCCAUUUUCUGGAGGAUGUGCCAGAAUAUCGUAUUCCAGUGGUGGUCAGCCGUAUUUCAAGAGUACCAAAGGAUCAUAUGGCGUGAGUGAUUCCAUCGAGUUUGUGUCGUAUUUUCCAUCCUCCUUCUUCUUCAAAAAAUUGCAUCUCAGUGGUGGACCUUCAGCCAGUGGAACCUUUAACCAAUGUUACGAUCCGAGACUUUUGGUACUUGUGUUAAACAUAAUUUUGGGACUUCCGAUAGUCUACCUUGUUGGUGGAAUUGUGUCUUUCUGGGUUACCAAUAUUGUUGGAUUCUGGACAAUUAUUCUAGCCACUGAUCCGCCAUACACCGUUGAUGCUUCAGAUCCCGAAACGUUUGCUUCUUUAUUAUCGAUUGGUUUGGAACGAUUCUUACCUUCCUGCUUUGUUCUAUAUGUCCUUUGGAGCUGCUCCACCAAAAGAGCAUUGAAAAGAACAGAAGAUAGCAGCCCUCUUUGGGAGGUAAUACUUUGGUAUCCACUCUUUUGGCUUGGUGUGAUCAACAAUAUGACAUUUGAUCGGCUCCCCGUUGACCGCUUAACGCUUUCUGAUCUUCGUGAGCAGUCAGGAGCAUUAUUGGCCGUUCUGGCCAUCAUAACCACCAUUCUCAUCUGCGCGGUAAUUCAGGCUUACAAGAUAUGGCUUUCUGGUAGAUUUCGCAAGUACCUAGCCAUAUAUGGCUCCUUCGUUAUGGGUCUUAUACUACUAAGCUCCAUUCCCAACCUCACACUUCGGAUCCAUCAUUACAUUUUGGCGAUGCUUCUUCUUCCUGGUUGUGCGACAAGAGGACGAACUGCGAUAGCCUUCCAGGGUAUUUUACUUGGUCUAUUUCUCUCAGGAUCUGCUAGAUGGGGAUUUGCUGCUAUUGCCGAGACAGUCUCAUCGUUACGGAGAGACGAUCCUUCUGGGGAUAUCAAACCUCCAACAUUUGUUGGGUUCAAUCUGGAAACCGGUAUUUUGACCUGGAAAAAUGCUACUGACUUGAGCGCCAAAUAUAACGGGAUUUCCCUUCUUGUGAACGAUAUAGAACGAUAUGUGGGCGAAUGGUCCACCUCGGUCAACUUGACCAAGAUUAUAACAUCCAACCGUGAGUUGAGCUCCGGAAUUGAAUUGGCACUUGCACUGUCAAAGAAGAAAGCCAUUCCUCUCUACUUGCGAAUGGGUCUCGUGAGUCUUGAAAAAAACCAUUAUGGCGAUUAUACGAAUGCCGCAGUGCUCCAGUGGCCGUCUGGAGACCUCAAACUACCCGUGCCGGGUCUCACAUAG
Messenger RNA from Meyerozyma guilliermondii ATCC 6260, 2103 nucleotides. RefSeq lists its product as uncharacterized. The coding region runs from base 1 to 2103 and encodes 700 amino acids. NCBI's taxonomy places the organism in Eukaryota, Fungi, Ascomycota, Pichiomycetes, Serinales, Debaryomycetaceae. The record is from RefSeq and is a predicted model, not a curated record. The transcript has a single exon.